Messenger RNA from Paraglomus brasilianum, 618 nucleotides. The record is from the annotation of a GenBank genome assembly. NCBI's taxonomy places the organism in Eukaryota, Fungi, Glomeromycota, Glomeromycetes, Paraglomerales, Paraglomeraceae.
CCUGCCAAACGUUUUCGUAUCACUAAACAAGUUCGCAGAAAAUGGUCAGCGAGGGAAAAACUUAUUGUCAUUUAUUAUUAUUAUCGUCAUCAUUCUAUCCGAGAAACAGCGAGCAGAUUCGACAUAGAGCCAAAGCAAGUGAGAGACUGGAUUAGGAAAAAAGAUAAACUAAUGAAAGCAUCUCCUUUUGUCGAAAAGCUGCAUCCUGGAAGAAAGGCAAAAUAUCCUGAAAUAGAAGAAGAGCUUGCAUCAUGGAUUAAAGACAACAGAGAUAAAUCCAGACCCAUUACACGACCUAUGAUUGUACGAAAAGCCAAAUUACUUGCAGAAAAAGAUAUCUAUCAAGAGAUGUAUCCUGAUGUUUCCACUGGUAAAUUCAGUAAUAAGUGGGUCAAUGCUUUUAUGUCACAUUUCUCUCUUUCUACUAGGCAACGCACAACGGUGGCACAAAAUUUGCCUGAAGACCUUGUCGAGAAACAACAGCAGUUCCUAAGUUUUAUUCUAUUCAGAAGACGUGAACACAAUUAUCCUUUGAAAUACAUUGCAAACCUUGACGAAACCUCCGUUACUUUUGAUCUUCCUAGUACGACAACAGUAGAUAAGCGUGGCACUAAAACU